UCUAUCAAAAUUUUAGGCAUGCAGUCAGCACUGUGGAUCUUUUGCAGACAAGGUUUCAGGAGCUUUGCCACUAAGACGCAAGGUUUCAGGAGCUUCGCCAGCAAAGUGACCUACCACGCGGAUCCGCCAUGCCAGCCUGUCGACCCUAUGUGUCAUCAUGUUCCAAGCGGGGGAUGCGUGCAGGCCAGGGAGACGAUCAAUCUCAAACUGCCACAUGAGAAGUUAUUGCAGCAAGAACGCGACCAAAAGAAGGAGAGGAAGUGCUGUGUCCUGCGAUCGGCAGCCAAAAAUCCCUGCGUAGGGAUAACACGACCCAAAGCCCCUAAGCCGGAGGAGAAGCCAUUUCGUUCUAUGUGGGAGCCACCUUGCAGGGCGAACGAGCAGCCGUUCUGCAAGGAAAUGCUGCCCCGCUUCGAUGCGAUCUACUACCAUCCCUCGAACAAGUGCCGCUGCUACCAACGCACCUGGGUGGAGUGUUCACCCGUUAAGCAACGGCUCAAGAAGGUUUGCUGCCUGGACGCCAUCGAACCUCCAGAGAUUCUGUACCGGAUCAGGCCGCCCUGCCCAGGAACUUGCCCAAUCAACUAUACGGCUCGCAGGCUUCUCUGUGAGGAUGCAGAAUGGAAGCGGGACCCAACGAGAAAGUGUCCGAAAUUCUUUCACCCCUGUUGCAAGCUGGCUCGCUGCAAUCCUCGUUGCUCCAGAGGCAGAAAGCCCACCCUAUGCACCAAGUUACGAGCUCCAUAUCCUUGUUACUCAGAAAAAGUAAGAGGGAGAAGACCGCUCCGAAAAAGGGAGUGCCUUUGCUUGGAGACCAUCCCGAAAUGUAUAGCUCUUGCGGAAAGACUAAGACGCGAUGGGUUAUACCUUAAGUGAUAAUCCUACCGAUACACGUAGAAGUGCAAUUUGAGGGUCUGGCUUUUAAAACAAAGUAAUAGAUACAAAUAUAUGUUUCUAUUAAUUUGCUUUAGCGGUCAGGUCUCCUAUCUUAAUAAAAACCAUGGAAAUUACUCAAUAAUGCGGCAUACAAAAUUUAAAAUUUAG
Messenger RNA from Drosophila mauritiana, 1044 nucleotides. RefSeq lists its product as uncharacterized. NCBI's taxonomy places the organism in Eukaryota, Metazoa, Arthropoda, Insecta, Diptera, Drosophilidae. Bases 19 to 876 code for a protein of 285 amino acids. The transcript has a single exon. The record is from RefSeq and is a predicted model, not a curated record.